AUGAAGUGUUGCUGCCCUGGGGCGGCUUGGGUGACCUUGGCAGCGCUGUGGCUGGCGGCCAGCGAAUCGCAGCCCCCAGGGUGGCGGGACCGCGCCGUGCCGCAAAGGCAGGGGGUCCUUGUGCAGCCACUCCUCCGCCUGCGGAGACAUGCCAGCAGAGUCCCCGCCCGGUGCCCCGCUGGCAUGAACUGGAUCGAGGCUGCUCACCAGUGCUGCCGUCAGUGUCCCGCAGGGACAUUCCUGUCCAAGCCCUGCACAAGCCCUGAGAAUGGCAGCGAGUGCCUCGCCUGUCCCGCCGGUACCUUCCGCACCCAGCCCAACACCCUGAGGAAGUGCCAGGCUUGCUACCAGUGUGACAGAGAAGCUUUCCAGAGUGUGCUGAGCAACUGCUCGGCCACCAGCAACGUCGCCUGUGGCUGUGAGCCCGGCCACUUCCGUGUCUGCCUUGACGAGCAUUGCAGGGACUUCUCUUGCCGAAAAUGCCGGACCUGCACUGGGCGCCUCAUCCAGCGACCUUGCUCGGAGGCGCAGGACACACUUUGUGACAGCAGCUGCAAGCCUGAUUUCUACAGAGACGGUAACGAGUGCCGGCCAUGCCACACGACCACACUGGACACGUGUGGCAAAGAGUGCCAGCAAGCAUGCGGCAGCAACAAUGACCAAGGCUCAGGUCUGGAGUACAUCCUGCUGGGACUCACUGGGCCUCUCUUCCUGGGUGCCCUUGCCAUCUACCACAAGAGGAAGAGGCUCUGGCAUGGUGCCCUGGCAGGUAGUCCCCUCCCCACGGCACAGGCCACCACCACAAUGGCUGGGGCUGCAGCCACACCAUGGUGCCAGUUCAGUGCCCGGAGGUGGGACAACCUGUGCUGGACCCAGCCAUGCUCCCCACAGGGGACAGAGCGUGCCACUGGCACAGCAAAGCAGAGCCUCAACCACCAGGCCUUGCUGUGUGAGCCACCCAGCGACAAAGGGGAGUCCUCUGCACCCCCAGAGCCCCGCAGUGCCCUGCUUCAGGGCAGCCAGCUCUAUGCCGUCAUCGAUGUAGUGCCAGUACGGCGCUGGAAGGAGUUCAUGCGGAUGCUGGAACUGCGGGAGGCAGAGAUUGAGCUGGUAGAGCUGGAGGUGGCGCACAUCCGCGACCAGCAGUACGAGAUGCUGAAGCGCUGGUGCCAGCAGACUAGUGCCACACUGGACCACGUCUUUGCUGCCCUGGAGCGCAUGGAGCUGGCCGGCUGUGCUGAGGCACUGCGCCAGAGUCUGCCUGUGGGACCCUGAUCUCCAGCGUCAGCACCCUGGCACAGGGAGGUCCCAAAACUUCCACAUCUCACUGGGCACCUCAUCCCAGCCAUACCCCUAAGUAUUGUUACUUAUACCGUGUAGACAUUUUAUGUCAGUUUUAUGUCCCCUUCCCACCUGUCCCCUCUAUUUAUGUCCCCCUGCUCCCAGAGCCGGGGAGGACCCCAUGCCUCAGCACGUCGGCUGCCAAGCCACUCGCGGGACGAGCAGGC
Molecule: messenger RNA, 1508 nt
Organism: Cinclus cinclus
Lineage: Eukaryota; Metazoa; Chordata; Aves; Passeriformes; Cinclidae
Gene: TNFRSF25
Product: TNF receptor superfamily member 25
Exons: 7
Coding region: 1-1275 (424 amino acids)
Biological process (GO): signal transduction
Cellular component (GO): plasma membrane
Molecular function (GO): protein binding
Source: RefSeq, a predicted model, not a curated record